AAACAAUUAAUUCUCCAACGAGGAGAAAAUACCACCUCCGUCCACCUACCAGCUACUUCUCUUCACUUCAGCAUUUCACCCAAACGCACUAGUUUGGGGAGAAGAAAACCUAAUGGUCUGCGAAUAUUGAAUUAGUCAAUUUAAAUUUUUUUUUUUUAGCUUGGUGAUCUGUUUUCGGGAGAAUUUUUGAGUGAUCGCGCGGAAAGAGAAUGUACGGAUUUUUGAAGACUUGAUUGACUUUCAAAUGGAGGAGGAUUGGUAUGGAUUUGGUUGAAUUAAUUGAUUUUGAUUUCAAAAAAUAAAAUUUGGAGGUGCGAAGUGGGUGAUUGAUCAGGAGGGGGGGAUAGGUGUCUGAAAUGAGCAGCGACAGGCAGGCGGCCCCAGCGGCGGCAGCGACGGUGACGGUUCGAGACCUGGUGGAGGAAGGAAAGAAGAGGAUUGUUUUUUUAGUCGUUUGCGUUGUUGGACUGUCCUAUCUCAUGUCUCUGACAAGCUCUUCAGUUUUAGUCAACUUGCCUGCUGCUGCUGUUAUGAUCAUCAUCUUCCGUUAUUGGUCUUUGGAUUUUGAGAUGCGGAGAAAAGCUGCAAUUUACAAAAGCAAGCCAUCCUCUGUUUAUGUAUCUUCCGAGAAAAAACCUUCCGAAGGCCCUAUCAUUGUUGUUGAGAAGUCCGACUGGAGACGAAAAGUGAAUUCUCCUAUAGUUGAGGAAGCAAUAGAUCAGUUCACCAGACACAUAGUCUCUGAGUGGGUUACAGAUCUGUGGUACUCUCGCAUAACUCCAGAUAAACAAGGUCCAGAAGAGCUUGUCCAGAUCAUGAACGGGGUGCUGGGUGAAAUUUCAUGUCGCAUGAGAAACAUCAACCUUAUAGAUCUUUUGACAAGGGAUGUUAUCAAUCUCUUGUGCUCCCAUUUGGAGCUCUUUCGUGCAACUAAGGCAAAGAUCGAGAAGCAACACUCCAGAUCCUUAACUAUAGAAGAACGAGACAGAGAACUUAAAUUUGUGCUCAAUGCAGAGAACAAAUUGCACCCGUCUUUAUUUUCUGCUGAAGCUGAGCACGAGGUUCUGCAGCAUCUCAUGAAUGGCCUCAUGUCCUUCACAUUCAAGCCUCAAGAUCUGCAGUGUUCUUUGUUUAUCUAUGUAGUUAGGGAGCUUCUUGCUUGUGCAGUAAUGAGGCCAGUGCUAAAUUUAGUUAGCCCAAGGUUCAUCAAUGAGAGGAUUGAAUCCCUAGUCAUUUCCAUAAGUAAGACUCAGAAAGUCAUGGGUGCAGCAGAAGUAGGCUCACAGCCCAAACCAAAUGGAUCCACAAAAAUAUCAUCCGAUCACUUUUCUCGCUUUCUAGAUCGCUCAGACAAAGGUGUGGAACUCGUACAGUUAAAGAAGGAUUGCCCCACGGCUAGUGGGGAGAAGCAUGAAACAGAUAUCACGAAUGUAAAUGUUAUCUCAAAAGAUCCAUUGCUUUCCAUGGAUGCACGUUCUACUCGUUCUUGGAGUGCUUUGCCUUCGGAAGAUCACACAGGUGAGGGAAAAGGUAUCCAGCGACAUCGAUCUGGUGGAGAAUGGGGAGAAAUGCUUGACGCACUUUCCCGCAGAAAAACUGAAGCCCUAGCUCCGGAACAUUUUGACAACAUGUGGGCAAAAGGAAGAAACUAUAGACGGAAGGAAGUCUCAGAUCAGUCAGCUGAUAAGAUUUCACAAGGUUCACUGGACCAGUCAAAGGAAUUUUCUAGAAAGAAAAAGGACUUAGACUGCAAGGUUUCUGGAUCCAAUAAGCUGACUAUUGCCAAUGAAAACUGUUUUCAAAGUGAGUGCCAUAACCAAAACUCCUCAUAUAGAGAUGAAGAUGAGCAUGAGAUCAUACAAUCAGAUGAGGUAGAAUCAUCAGUUAGCACUAGUUCUUAUACUACUGGAGAUGAAGAAAUCAGUGCUGUCACAGGUCUUGAUUCUCCUAGUGUCAGAGUGUGGGAUGCUAAAAAUAAAAGAAAUGUCACUAAUAUUCAUCAUCCGCUUGAAGUUUUUGAUGGCCGUAAGCCAAGAAGGGCACGGAAAAAGAACCACCAUUCUCAAAGGUUAACUAAAGCAAUGUCGGUUAGAAAAAGGUCUAGAUCAAUCAGUCAGAAAGCUCAUGUUUGGCAAGAAGUUGAAAGGACAAGCUUCUUAUCGGGAGAUGGGCAGGAUAUACUGAAUUCUUCUAUUGGUAAUAUUAAACAUGAUGACUCAAGUGAUGAUUCAGGGGCAGAAAUGGUUAAUAGAAUUUCUAGCGGAUCAACUGCUUCGUCAUUUCUGUCCUCAACUUCUUUACCUGAAAGUUAUAAUCUGACAGCCAAUCCCUCAAAGAAUUCUAUAAUAGCUGAUUCUUUUUUAACCCUAAGAUGUGAGGUAUUGGGUGCCAACAUUGUGAAGAGUGGUUCCAAAACUUUUGCCGUAUACUCCAUAUCUGUUACUGAUGUGAAUGGUCAUAGUUGGUCUAUCAAAAGAAGGUUUCGACAUUUUGAGGAGCUACAUCGGCGUCUUAAGGAGUUUCCUGAGUAUAAUCUUCAUUUGCCACCCAAGCAUUUUUUAUCUGCUGGUCUUGAUGUUUCAGUCAUUCAAGAGCGGUGCAAAUUGCUUCAUAAGUACUUGAAGAACCUCAUGCAGCUUCCAACAGUUUCCAGCUCUAUAGAAGUUUGGGACUUCCUUAGUGUUGACUCUCAGACAUAUAUUUUCUCAAGCCCGUUGUCAAUUAUCGAGACAUUAUCAGUUAACUUCGUUGUUACGGCACAUGAAAGGAAUAAAAACUACCAGAGCAAUGUUGGAAUUGUCAGAGAUCCUGUAUCUUCCAAGAAAGAACAUCUUGAUGCUGUGAAAAAGGAAACUGCAUUUGGAAUUAAGCAUGAAGGGAUGCCAGAAAGAUCACAAAUGAAUGCAAAAAGUCUAGCCCUUUCUCCACCCAAAAAACCUCUUAAUGUGGUCAGGAAAACCUUAGAAGAUUCAAGUAGCGACUCUGAUAGUACCACGCACAGGAGUCUAAUUUCACACAAGAACUUGGGCAAGAUGUCAAACUCAGGACAAGCGGGUUUGCAUGCUUCAUCUGAGUUGCAUACAGAUGCUGCCAGUGAUCCAACCCUCCCUAGUGAGUGGGUGCCACCAAAUUUGAGUUUGCCCAUAUUGAACUUGGUUGAUGUCAUUUUUCAGCUACAAGAUGGCGGAUGGAUCAGGAGAAAGGCUUUCUGGGUGGCCAAACGGGUAUUACAGUUGGGAAUGGGUGAUGCCUUUGAUGAUUGGCUGAUAGAGAAAAUCCAACUUCUGCGUAGGGGAUCAGUAGUUGCAUCAGGAAUUAGACGCCUUGAGCAGAUUCUUUGGCCUGAUGGUAUAUUCCUAACCAAGCAUCCAAGGCGUCAAAAACCUCCUCUUUCUGCAAGUCCGUCCCAGAGCCCUUCUCAUGGGAGGCCUCCAACUCCUCUAUCUUCACCUAAGAUGGAGAAUGUUGAGAUGAUGGAUGAUACACAGCAAAAGGAAGCUGAACGACGAGCCAAAUUUGUUUAUGAUCUAAUGAUUGAUAAAGCACCAGCCGCUGUUGUGGGUCUUGUUGGUCAUAAGGAAUAUGAACAAUGUGCAAAGGAUCUAUAUUACUUCAUUCAGUCAUCUGUUGCUAUGAAGCAGCUAGCUUUUGAUCUUCUACAGCUGCUUCUCCUGUCAGCAUUCCCGGAGUUAGAUUAUGUAUUCAGACAAUUGCAUGAAGAGAAGGAAAAGUUUGGGGAGCUUAAAUUAGAUUAGGCUAUAGGUAUUUUCACAGAUAGUUGUAGCUUUUUGGAUGAUCAUUUGUCAACAACUCUGUUUUUCUCCCAUUCUUUUCGUGUCUCCUGCAAAGAGCUUGUUAGGAGUAUGGUCGCAGAAAUUCUGCAAUUUGGCAUCACGCUCAUUAGGUGAGAUGCGAGUGCAGAUUGUAACUUUUUGCAUAUUUUUGAUAGGGAUGCUGAGGAAAUUGUAUAAAUGUUGAGACUUGUUUCAGAUUUAGCUUCAAUAGAUUAAUUACAGACAAAAGCAGUAUAUUGGAUGGUCUACGUAGUAAA
Messenger RNA from Coffea eugenioides, 4051 nucleotides. RefSeq lists its product as uncharacterized. The transcript is spliced from 15 exons. The record is from RefSeq and is a predicted model, not a curated record. Gene Ontology annotation, molecular function: phosphatidylinositol binding. The coding region runs from base 357 to 3755 and encodes 1132 amino acids. NCBI's taxonomy places the organism in Eukaryota, Viridiplantae, Streptophyta, Magnoliopsida, Gentianales, Rubiaceae.